Messenger RNA from Daldinia loculata, 906 nucleotides. RefSeq lists its product as uncharacterized. The coding region runs from base 176 to 649 and encodes 157 amino acids. The transcript is spliced from 2 exons. The record is from RefSeq and is a predicted model, not a curated record. Lineage: Eukaryota; Fungi; Ascomycota; Sordariomycetes; Xylariales; Hypoxylaceae.
CCGACAUACCCGACGACGAGGUGCUUAGUAAAUACCCCUCAUGCAAGAGAAAGGUUACGUUGGAAUAUCGCUAAUAAAUGUCUUAAAUAUCUCGAUCUAUACCAUCCUAAAUUUUUUACCCCUCAAAUAUUGACGUCUAAAUAAUUACGCUUACUUUUUAAAGGUUAUCUUCAAAAUGGCGGCUUCCGAUGACUACACGCCGUUAUUCCCAAUCGAUCACCCGGUUGAUGGGAAAGUCAAGAACUUCAUAUCGCAGUUCUACGCCAUAUCUGACGACAGAUCAAGGGAUGAGGAUUGGGUAAAGUCCUUCCUCCCCGAUGCCACCGUUAUCAUAGGGGAUAAGAUGGCAGUGGGAACAGAGAAUAUUCGUCAAAUGCGCAAGGGAAUGUGGGAAGGAGUGCAGACGCGAAAACAUAAACCUUUGACGGUGUAUCCAGCCACCUUCUAUCCAGAGACGGCUUACAACGAAGGCGAAAAACCGGUCAUUCAGUAUAUGAUUGAAGGAACGUUAGUUUCCAUCGGGGAGAAGCUCGAGACCCGGGAGAUAACGUGGGCGGCGCGCGCGAUCCUGAAAGAGGAACAGGGAGAGCUGAAGUAUAAGCUCUAUCAAGUCUAUCUGCAUAAGAAACCCGAUAUCCACGACGGAUAGCUCGGUGACUCCUCUCGUUUGCGCACACUCGUUCGCAACUGGUUUGGACUAUUUAUUUUGAUUGCUGCUCUCAAUAUCCUGUAUAAUAAAUCAUGUUCCUGGCCUCUAGGUACGCGGGUACUUGGAUGGUAGAAUUGCGCGGGUGGGAAAUCCCGUCUGAUCCGUCUACCGCCAGGCGCCGGGAUGAUGCAAUAAUAUGAAUUUUGUCAUGAUGGACGCUUUGAGUUUGCUGAGAUUGCAAAACCUACCUGCUGCGC